ACAUUGCACAGUGACGUCAAGCUUUAACUUGUGUUCCGCGUGUUGUGGGGCGCUGAUGUCCCGAACUGUCAUUGGGUUUGACUUCUGCUACCUGGAAACUUUUCACAGCUUCGCCACUCAUUCAUCAAAAUGCUUCGGAACGCACUGUGCCGCUUGUCAAGCAAAACGGGACGCGUUUGUGCUGCGACGUCCGGUGUGGUGCGCGCGCUGUUCUCAACGGGGCCCCAGCAGAAACACGGUACCUUUUACGAGUUCCGAACAUACUUUAUCCGCCCGGACCAGAACUCAGCCUUCCUCAAGCUGACCAACGAGAAGAUCCACCUGAGAACGGCUCACUCUGAGCUCCUUGGCUACUGGAGUGUGGAGUAUGGAGGCCUCAACCAAGUCUUUCAUAUCUGGAAGUAUGACAGUUUUUCUCAGCGGGCAGGUGUGCGGGCAGCUCUGUCUCAGGAACCCAAAUGGCUCGGGGAGUACAUCUCUAAAGCCAUCCCCAUGCUGACCACCCAGGACAACGAGGUCACCUACCUGGUCCCCUGGAGCCAGAUCCAGAGCCCGCCCAAGGAGGGCGGGACGUAUGAGCUGGCCUCCUUCCAGAUGAAGCCAGGAGGCCCGGCUGUGUGGGGCGAGGCGUUUCAGGCCUCGGUGUGCGCCCGUGCGACCCCCGGCUACGGCCACCUGGUGGGGGUCUUCCACAGCGAGUUCGGACCGCUCAACAGAGUCCACGCCUUGUGGUGGUACGAGAGUCCAGACCAUCGCGCUGCCGUCCGCCAUGAAGCGCACGAGGACGCCAGGGUGGUGGCUGCAGUGAGGGAGAGCGUGUCCCACCUACAGUCCCAAAGCAGUAAGCUCAUGUUUCCCUGCAGCUUCUCCCCUCUGAAGUAGCACCAACUUGUCUGGAAACCAUCACUUCUCCUCAUCCACUGUGUAAUUAUGUCACGUCUAGGUUAAAUCAUUGCUGUCAAUCACAUAACAUUGAUAUUUAGAAAUUGACUAGCUGUUACACUACAAGUUUACAGUUACCUUUACUGGUACCGCUAUCACCACCAACCUAGUGCAACCGUUUCUUAUUGAUUAGAAACGAUUGUUUCUGGAUAGAUUAUUACCAACACAGGGCAAGUUUGUAAAGAAAGGGAAAUUAACUGGCACUUAUUUGAAUUGGCGAUUACAUCACUUUAGAGUAUUUAGAUAGUAUUUAGAGUAUAGUACUUUAGAGUAUCGUGGUAGCGGUUACAUUUCAACAUGCACACAGUCCUUUUUUACUUUUUUGCUUUACUUGCUAUCGUCUGAAAUUGAGAUUAUCCACAAAGUGGGUUGAACCGUUUUGAAUAUAAACAAAUGAUUAUACACUUUAUAAUACAACUGUGUUUUAUAUUUGCGAAUGUUUACAAAUCAUGCAUAAUGUUUUCUGUUGCGACCAUAGAAUAUCCCCUAAUCUUGAUUAAAUGCACUAAUAUAUGUUAGAUCAGCCUUAUAACAUGAAAUGUGAAAAUAAUAAACAGACUUUAUGAGUAAGACUU
Gadus morhua (Atlantic cod) is the source of this 1517-nucleotide messenger RNA. It is a transcript of the gene nipsnap3a, whose product is annotated as nipsnap homolog 3A (C. elegans). The transcript is spliced from 6 exons. The record is from RefSeq and is a predicted model, not a curated record. NCBI's taxonomy places the organism in Eukaryota, Metazoa, Chordata, Actinopteri, Gadiformes, Gadidae. Bases 130 to 882 code for a protein of 250 amino acids. Gene Ontology annotation, cellular component: mitochondrion.